AUGCAAAAUCUAAAAUCAAUAACACCUAGAUAAGAAAUGAAGCCAGUCAAAGUCAAUAUUACAACGUAAUUCACAUAAAAAUAAACUCUAUAGUGAGCAAUUCCAAGUUUUAACAAAAAUGUAUAAUUUGGGUAAAUUGUAAACAAAAAAUGCAGAGCGUGAACUCAUUUAAUAACAUUUACAAUAAUAGUAAUUAAUAUAAAUUGGUACUCAAAGAAAUAAUACACCAUAAUCUUGUAAAAGUGCUUAAGAAGUAUUAUUACAUGCUUUAUAUUUUUAAGAUGAAAUAUUUCCUAUAUUAAAAAAAUAAUGGAAAAGAAUAAUAAAUCAAAAUUUAAAACAAUUCAUAAGUAUCACCAAAACCAAAAAAUAGUUUACAUCGUAAUUUUUCUUAAUUAGAGAAGUCUGGAACACCAAUUCUACCUUAAAAAAUUUAACCAUAAGUAACUUAAUAAUAAAAAGUUAAAAAAUAUAAUCCUUUAUCUAUUGAUUAAAGAUUUACAUCAAAUUAAUAAUUUGUUUAAUAAAUAACAUCUCAAAUAAAUAAAAAAGAAGAUCCACCAAAAAAAGAAAAUUUAAAAGUUAGUUUAGAUGAUUUUGUUACUUAAAUUAAUAAACCAGCAAAAAGUUUGAUUUCUCCAUUGAAAUAAACAAAAUCUUUAUCUCCUUCAAGUAGAAUUCAAUCAUCAAAAUAGAAAAGUAAUAUUUAUAUAUAUAAUAAAAUUAGAAUUUAUAUACUAUGUAACAUCUCUUAUAGAAACAUUUAAACAUUAAUAUCCAUAAACACUUGAUUAAUAAUUAUUUAAAGAUCAUGCUGUUUAGACUUUUAAUUGUAUUGGUUUUUGUUUGAAUUUGUAAGAUCCAGAUCCUUAAGUCUUAAGAUAAAAAUCAUUAGAUCUACCUAUAAAAUAAAAUUGCAAGUGUAAGUUAAUAAUGAUAUUCAAAUAGUUAAGAAGACAGUAGUAUUUGAUUUAGAUGAGACCUUAAUUCAUUGUAAUGAAAAUUAAUCUCUUAAAGCUGAUAUUUAUUUACCUAUAAAAUUCCCUUCUGGUGAUAUAGUUUCUGCAGGAAUAAAUGUUCGUCCUUAUGCUAAAUGGAUAUUAACAGAACUUAGUAAAAUAUGUGAAGUGAUUGUAUUUACUGCCUCUCAUUAAUGUUAUGCAAGUUAAGUGAUUUCUCAUUUAGAUCCAAAUAAUUAAUUACUUUCAGCAUAAGUAUUUAGGGAUGGAUGUGUAUUAUCAUCUGAAGGAGUACAUAUAAAGGAUUUAAGAAUAUUUAAAAGAGAUUUAAAAGAUAUAGUUUUAAUAGAUAAUGCAGCUUAUUCUUUUGGNGAAAGUGAUGAAGACAUUGAUUAAUUAUUAUUGAUUAUAAUUUUUUUAAACAAUUAAUAAAGAUAUAUCUAAUUUCAUUAGAAAUAAAAUUAAUUAUUAAGAAACACAUGCAAAAUCUAAAAUCAAUAACACCUAGAUAAGAAAUGAAGCCAGUCAAAGUCAAUAUUACAACGUAAUUCACAUAAAAAUAAACUCUAUAGUGAGCAAUUCCAAGUUUUAACAAAAAUGUAUAAUUUGGGUAAAUUGUAAACAAAAAAUGCAGAGCGUGAACUCAUUUAAUAACAUUUACAAUAAUAGUAAUUAAUAUAAAUUGGUACUCAAAGAAAUAAUACACCAUAAUCUUGUAAAAGUGCUUAAGAAGUAUUAUUACAUGCUUUAUAUUUUUAAGAUGAAAUAUUUCCUAUAUUAAAAAAAUAAUGGAAAAGAAUAAUAAAUCAAAAUUUAAAACAAUUCAUAAGUAUCACCAAAACCAAAAAAUAGUUUACAUCGUAAUUUUUCUUAAUUAGAGAAGUCUGGAACACCAAUUCUACCUUAAAAAAUUUAACCAUAAGUAACUUAAUAAUAAAAAGUUAAAAAAUAUAAUCCUUUAUCUAUUGAUUAAAGAUUUACAUCAAAUUAAUAAUUUGUUUAAUAAAUAACAUCUCAAAUAAAUAAAAAAGAAGAUCCACCAAAAAAAGAAAAUUUAAAAGUUAGUUUAGAUGAUUUUGUUACUUAAAUUAAUAAACCAGCAAAAAGUUUGAUUUCUCCAUUGAAAUAAACAAAAUCUUUAUCUCCUUCAAGUAGAAUUCAAUCAUCAAAAUAGAAAAGUAAUAUUUAUAUAUAUAAUAAAAUUAGAAUUUAUAUACUAUGUAACAUCUCUUAUAGAAACAUUUAAACAUUAAUAUCCAUAAACACUUGAUUAAUAAUUAUUUAAAGAUCAUGCUGUUUAGACUUUUAAUUGUAUUGGUUUUUGUUUGAAUUUGUAAGAUCCAGAUCCUUAAGUCUUAAGAUAAAAAUCAUUAGAUCUACCUAUAAAAUAAAAUUGCAAGUGUAAGUUAAUAAUGAUAUUCAAAUAGUUAAGAAGACAGUAGUAUUUGAUUUAGAUGAGACCUUAAUUCAUUGUAAUGAAAAUUAAUCUCUUAAAGCUGAUAUUUAUUUACCUAUAAAAUUCCCUUCUGGUGAUAUAGUUUCUGCAGGAAUAAAUGUUCGUCCUUAUGCUAAAUGGAUAUUAACAGAACUUAGUAAAAUAUGUGAAGUGAUUGUAUUUACUGCCUCUCAUUAAUGUUAUGCAAGUUAAGUGAUUUCUCAUUUAGAUCCAAAUAAUUAAUUACUUUCAGCAUAAGUAUUUAGGGAUGGAUGUGUAUUAUCAUCUGAAGGAGUACAUAUAAAGGAUUUAAGAAUAUUUAAAAGAGAUUUAAAAGAUAUAGUUUUAAUAGAUAAUGCAGCUUAUUCUUUUGGUGUACAUUUGGAAAACGGAAUUCCUAUAAUUCCAUAUUAUGAUAAUCAGGAAGACAAAGAAUUAAAAUAUUUAUAUGAUUUCUUAAUUGAAUAAGUGUUACCAGCUCCAGAUUGUAGAUUAGUUCUAUAAUCUACAUUUAAAUUGAGGGAAUUUUCGAAAUAUAGAGAACCAAAGACAGCCAUAGAGAAACUAUUUUGA
Paramecium primaurelia is the source of this 2967-nucleotide messenger RNA. The record is from the annotation of a GenBank genome assembly. NCBI's taxonomy places the organism in Eukaryota, Ciliophora, Oligohymenophorea, Peniculida, Parameciidae.